ACAGCUCCGAUAUUCUUCUGUAGUAAAUGGAGUGACAGCGGUCCGGCGACAGGGCUGGCGAUGCGCGGGGGCUGGCCCAUCCGACGGCCGAAGGCAGGCGCGGGGCAGAGACGUACGGGGAAUGCGAAGUGUAGACUGACUGACCAACGACAGGAGCCGUGGGGCGAAGCGAAGGGAGCAGGAGCAGCAGCAGCGCAGACUCUGGAGAGGGUCGAGGUGAGCUCAGGUCGGGCCGGGCAGGCGUAGACUCGCUGAACUUCGUGCGAGGGCUGAGGCGCCAGGUUUUGUCUUUGGUGCAAGCUCUGCAUGCUUUGCUCGCUCGCUGCGUUGUGUUGGUGUUCGGCCCGCUCUCGCCCCGCUGCGAUCUCCUUUCGGUCGCGCUUCUCUUUGAGAGCUCCGCUCGCUUGCUCCAUGCUUGUCUGGCUGGCUGCCUUCCCGCCCGCGUGGUUGAUUGCUUGUUGGGUUAAGAGCGUGUUGUCUGGCGUAGCGGGCUGAGGCACCGGCCUGCGCGAGUUGUGUUAUCAGACGCAGAGGGGAGGGGAUGUAGAAGCGAGAGGAGCCAGAGGAGCCAGAGCCAGAGCCAGGCCCGCCGGUGAAGCUCGAGUCGCAGUACGACGAGGAGGAAGAGGAGGACGAGGCCAGACGGAAGGGGGACUUCGCAGGCCCUCGAGACCUUGCAGAGAGAGAGGGAGAGAGGCUGGCUGGCAGGAGUGAGUGAGCGAGCGAGCGAGCGUUGCGUGGUGGUGGUGUUGUUUGGAACGCUCUCCUUUUCUUUCUCCAGGGUAUAGCACGAAGGAAUGUUCUGGGAUCGGUGGAUGUCGGCCUAGGCAGCUAAGAUCCAAGUCGCAGAGGUCCAGUGUGGUUGAAAUCGGACGAGAGAUUGUUCGAUUUAGUGUGUGUGUGCGCGCGCGCAAGAGAGAGAGAGAGGGAUAGAGAGGAGAGUUGAUGAAUGGAUGGACGCCCUGGAAACGCAGCGUGACAGCGGAGACGCAGUGCCAGGGAGAUUUCGGAUUCGCUGAAUCCGCGGUGCAGAGGGGAACGAAGGCGGACGCGGUAGCUGGUCGGUCGGGCGGCGGACGAUUGCGCGAGUGGAGCAAGUGAGAGACGGUAAUCAGAGAACGGUCCGGUUGGGAACGCAGGAAUCUAGAACGUUUUUAGGGCAUGAAUGAGAACUGGAAGAAGAAAUGAAGGGCAGGUGCUGUACUGAAUGCAACGCCGCAGAGAAACGCAAGGCAUAGUAAAGGGCGUGCUGCUGGAGCCUUUGGGUAUGUGGUUCAAGUGAAAAGGACAGGCGUGGGAGUACGAUUGAUCCGGAGGUUUUUACUAGGUCUUAGCAAUGCGAAGGGUAAGCGUAGAUAGUGCGUAGGUUUUCCUCUAGGGCGGCGCGUGGAUCAGCAGAAUAUUGCUACUGUGAAUCAUGAGUGAUGAUGGUUGGAGCCAGUAUUCGAGCAACUAUGGUGAUAGCGACUCCGAAGAAGACUAUGGCGGCGAGGAUGAGGAGGUCGUAGCGCAUCAGGAGGAUCCUGAACCUAGCCACAAGGUGAUCACCAAGGAGUCUCUUCUGGCGGCCCAGAGUGAAGAUUUGCGUAAGGUGGUGGAUGUUCUCGGACUGAGAUUGAGACAUGCUCGUACCCUUCUCAUUUUUCACCGAUGGAAUGUGGAAAGUUUGUUUGGAAGAUUAGCGGAUAAGGGAGAAGAACGACUUUUCUUGGAAGCUGGGCUGCCGUGUCGGGCUACGAGUUGCUCAUACGCCGCUUCUUGUACCUCGACGCCAGUGAGAAAAUGUGGCAUAUGUCUGGAGGAGGUUUUGCAACAGGAUGUGACCAGGAUGGAUUGUGGACACUCCUUCUGCAACGAUUGCUGGACGAACUACUUUAUCAUUAAAAUCAAGGAGGGUCAAAGUCGGCGAGUGACUUGCAUGGAGCAUCAAUGCGGUGCCAUAUGUGAUGAAGACAAAGUGCGGAGACUGGUCGGUACUAGGGAUCCGGAGUCUGUGGAUCGUUAUGAGCGGUUUCUCUUAGAAUCAUACAUCGAGGACAAUGCGAAAGUGAAAUGGUGCCCCAGCAUUCCGCAUUGUGGGAACGCAAUCAGGGUCGAAGGCGACCCUUAUUGUGAGAUAGAAUGCAUCUGUGCGCAGCAGUUCUGUUUCAACUGCUUGGCCGAGCCACAUUCUCCAUGUUCGUGUCUUAUGUGGCAACUGUGGGACAAGAAGUGCAAAGAUGAAUCGGAAACCGUUAAUUGGCUCACAGUUCAUACAAAGCCUUGUCCUAAAUGCCAGAAGCCUGUUGAGAAGAACGGUGGUUGCAAUUUGGUCGGUUGCAUUUGCGGUCAAGCCUUCUGUUGGCUUUGUGGAUCAGCGACAGGUCGAGAGCACAAUUGGAACAGUAUUGAAGGACACAGUUGUGGACGCUACAAGGAAGAGAAGGAAAAAGAAGCAGCAAGAGCGCAACGGGAUUUGAAGCGGUAUAUUCAUUACCAUUCGCGAUGGAAGGGUCAUAUGGAUUCGCUUAAGUUCGAGGAGAAGCAGAGGGAGGUUGUGCAACAAAAGAUUGUUGCGUUAGAAGCUAGUGAAUCUCUAGUCAAAGACUACAGCUGGCUUACAAACGGGCUGCAGAGGCUUUUUCGAGCAAGGAGGGCAUUAUCUUUCUCGUUUGCUUUUGCUUUCUUCAUGUUCGGAAAUGAUCUUUUCAAGGAUGAUAUCUCAGAGGAGCAGAAUGAGAUCAACCAGAACCUCUUUGAGGACCAACAAACCCAGCUAGAGGAAACAGUGGAACGUCUUUCUAAGCUCGUUGAGACCCCCCUAGAAUUGCACACGGAUGACAUACAUGUCAAGGAGAUGAGAAUGGAAGUCAUCAACCUGACCGCACUAACGGAUACACUUUGCAAACGAAUGUACGAUGUGAUUGAGAACGAUCUACUUGGUUCGUUACAACUUACAACACAUCAUAUCGCCCCCUACAAGUCUCAAGGGGCUGAAAGAGCUUCACAGAUAGAAGAGGCAACAGAUCGCGCUAGUCAGAAGCUUUCCAGUGGAGAGGAUUCAAGAUACGCAAAGAUAUGCCCCAGCACAAAUGGCUUUUCGGGUGGUAUUCCAGGUGGUGAUGGAGCAGAACCGUUGGGGGUCUCAGAAACGAUGCAGGAGAAGGAAGCAGACACAGCGGGCGAGGUCGACCAGAAUGAUGUUCUCAAGGAGCCUUUGUCGAAGGAGAAGGGAUUGAAAAGGCCACUGCAGGAUCUAGUUUGGGGAUCAAGUAGCAAGCGGCCUGGGAAGGAAAGCUUUACUAGAGGUUCCACUUCGGAGACCUUAAGCGGGUGUGAAGCAGUAGAUUCCUUACCUAGUUCUAGCUCAUCCUUGUUGUGGGUUGAAAUGGGUACCGUAGCGCUCGGAAAUGAUGGACGACCACACCACCAGCCGUCUGAUCCAUCUUGGAUGGAGCCGCGAGUUGUUCAAUCAUCUGGUGCCUCAUCAAGAGAAGCCUCAAUGGAGGAUCCACCCGAAGAUAUUAGGAGCGACUAUCGCUUCGAGGGGUUGAGCACAAUGCCACCAUACGCUAACUGCAGCAGUAAUUUUGAUACUCAUGGCAAUGUUCCGGACAUGAAUCUGCGGGCAAGGGCAUGGGAUGAUGCAUGGAAGCCAUGAUCUGGUGGGGGUGGGCACAUCUCCCUUACAUUCCUUGCAGUCCACAAACCGCGCCCGUGGUUUAUUCGAGGGAUAGUGGAACCAGUGCCAUGUAGUCAUCGCCAAGGUGAAUUUGGAGGUAAUAAGGUCUGGAGACUUCUGUCACUCCCAUGUGUUCAUGGUUGACAAAUUUCAAUUGCGUUCCUACACCACCAAGGAACCAUGGAUUGCCGAGGAUUCUUGAAAUUGUAUUGACUGCCAGAUGGAAUUCCGAACAUUUGUUACAUCCAUGCUCUGUCCAUGACUUCCAUCUUUCCUGCGUGGUGAAAAGUGGAUGAAUAUCUAGGUGAUUCAAUUCUUAGAUGACAAACACAGAAAUGGCUUUAAAGAUGUGAGAACACAAUUGAUCAGCCAUUUGGCACAUAUUUGUGGAGUUGUACAUUAUUAGCUUGUACAUCCAGCCAUAUCAUUUAGCAUUUUUUACUGAAGUGAUGGAGAAUAGGGUGUCCCGACCAUGAGGAUGGCGUUUCGUAAGACAUUCACGAAACCCAUAUCCAGACCUACGAUCCUUCCUUGGUGGAUGAGUUUUCCUCUUUGGCACAGACUCACAAUCUCCAGCAGUUGGAUCUGUGGUCCAAGUUGGAGGCUUCCUAGAUAAAAGUAGUCAACGUGAUUCACCUUGUACAUAUAUAUUCUGCUCAGUAAAGUGAUUGUACGUCUGCU
Marchantia polymorpha subsp. ruderalis is the source of this 4342-nucleotide messenger RNA. The record is from the annotation of a GenBank genome assembly. NCBI's taxonomy places the organism in Eukaryota, Viridiplantae, Streptophyta, Marchantiopsida, Marchantiales, Marchantiaceae.